Molecule: messenger RNA, 3763 nt
Organism: Echinops telfairi (small Madagascar hedgehog)
Lineage: Eukaryota; Metazoa; Chordata; Mammalia; Afrosoricida; Tenrecidae
Gene: CILP
Product: cartilage intermediate layer protein
Exons: 9
Coding region: 143-3688 (1181 amino acids)
Source: RefSeq, a predicted model, not a curated record
CUUGGCCCCCAGCUGAAGAGUCCUGCUCAAGCCUGGUCCCUGCAUCUGAGAAACUUCCUGGGGAACCACAUUCCAGAGGCGUCUGACCCUGUGAAACCCUCAUCCAUUUCCUGCCCUUUUCCCCACAGGGCCUGGGGGAAGGAUGUGGGGGACCAGGGCCUGCAUAGUCUUCCUCCUGGCGACCUCUGUGUGGGGGAGGCAGACGAUGCUUAGCCAGUCUGUGAGAAGAGUUCAGCCUGGAAGGAGGACCCCCAGUAUCUUUGCCAAGCCUGCUGAUGUCCUGGACGGUCCCGGUGAGUGGACAACCUGGUUCAACAUCGAUCACCCCGGUGGGAAGGGCGACUAUGAGCGGCUGGAUGCCAUUCGCUUCUAUUAUGGGGACCGUGUGUGUGCCCGGCCCCUGUGGCUGGAGGCUCGGACCACUGACUGGAUACCUGCCAGCAGCACUGGCCAGGUGGUUCAUGGCAGCCCUCUUGAAGGUUUCUGGUGCCUCAACCGGGAGCAGCACUCUGGCCGGAACUGCUCCAACUAUACUGUGCGCUUCUUCUGCCCUCCAGGGUCCCUGCGCCGAGAUGCAGAGCAAACCUGGAGCCCCUGGUCUCCCUGGAGCAAGUGCUCGGCUGCAUGUGGGCAAACUGGGGUUCAGACCCGUACACGCACCUGCCUGGCAGGGACGGUGUCGCUGUGCAGUGAGGCCACUGAAGAGGGUCAGCUCUGCGUGGGCCAGGACUGUGCAGCCUGUGACCUGCUCUGCCCUAUGGGCCAGGUGAAUGCUGACUGUGAUGCCUGCAUGUGCCAGGACUUUGUGCUGCAAGGGGCUGUCUCCCUCCCUGGGGGUGGCCCAGCCUCAAAGGCUACUGUCUACCUGCUGACCAAGACUCCUAAGCAAUUGACCCAGACGGACAGCAAUGGAAGGUUCCGUGUCCCUGGCUUGUGCCCUGAUGGCAAAAGCAUGCUGAAGAUCACCAAAACCAAGUUUGCCCCCAUCAUGCUCACCAUGCCUAAGACUAGCCUGAAGACUGCCUCCGUCAGCGCAGCGUUCAUGAGGGCAGAGACUCCGUAUGUCGUGAUGAAUCCAAAAACGAAAGCCCGAAGAGCUGGGCAAAGUGUGGCUCUCUGCUGCAAGGCCACGGGGAAGCCCAGUCCCAACAAGUAUUUCUGGUACCACAAUGACACGCUGCUGGACCCCUCGCUCUACAAGCAUGAGAGCAAGCUGACGCUGAGGAACCUGCAACAGGGCCAGGCUGGGGAGUACUUCUGCAAGGCCCAGAGUGACGCUGGGGCCGUGAAGUCCCAGAUUGCCCAGCUGACUGUCAUUGCCCCUGAGGAGAGCCCUUGUAACCCAACCCCUGAGAGCUACCUUCUCCGGCUGCCUCAUGACUGCUUCCAGAAUGCCACCAACUCCUUCUAUUACGAUGUGGGCUGCUGCCCGGUCAAGACCUGUGCGGGGCACCAAGAUAAUGGGAUCCGGUGCCAGGAUGCUGUGGAGAACUGCUGCGGGAUCUCCAAGACAGAGGAAAGGGAGAUCCAGUGUAGUGGCUACACGCUGCCCACUAAAGUGGCCACAGAGUGUAGCUGCCGGCAGUGUACAGAGACCCGGAGUAUCGUGCGGGGCCACGUCAGUGCUGCUGACAAUGGGGAGCCCAUGCGCUUUGGCCAUGUGUACAUGGGGGGCAGCCGUGUGAGCAUGACUGGCUACAAAGGCACGUUCACCCUCCACGUCCCCCAGGACACUGAGAGGCUGGUGCUCACCUUUGUGGACAGGCUGCAGAAGUUCGUCAAUACCACCAAAGUGCUGCCCUUCAACAAGAAGGGGAGUUCUGUGUUCCACGAGAUUAAGAUGCUGCGACGGAAAGAGCCCAUCACGCUGGAAGCCCUAGAGACCAACAUCAUCCCUCUGGGGGAGGUGAUUGGGGAAGACCCUGUGGCUGAGCUGGAGAUUCCAGCUAAGAGUUUCUACAGGCAGAACGGGGAGCCCUACACGGGGAAAGUGAAGGCCAGCGUGACCUUCCUGGACCCUCGAAACAUUUCCACAGCCACCGCCGCCCAGAGUGACCUGAACUUCAUCAAUGAUGAAGGAGAUACCUUCCCCCUUCGGACAUAUGGCAUGUUUUCUGUGGACUUCACAGAUGAGGCCAGUUCAGAGUCGCUCAAUGCUGGCAUGGUGAAGGUCCAUCUAGACUCAACCCAGGUCAAGAUGCCAGAGCACAUGCCCACAAUGAAACUCUGGUCACUCAACCCAGACACGGGGCUGUGGGAGGAGGAAGGGGACUUCAAAUUUGAAAGCCAAAGGCGGAACAAGAGGGAAGAGAGAACCUUCCUGGUGGGCAACGUGGAGAUCAGAGAGAGGAGGCUCUUUAACCUGGAUGUUCCUGAGAGCAGGAGGUGCUUUAUCAAGGUGAGGACCUACCGGAGCGAGAGGUUCUUGCCCAGUGAGCAAAUCCAGGGGGUUGUGGUCUCUGUAAUCAAUCUGGAGCCGAGGACUGGCUUCUCAUCCAACCCCAGGGCCUGGGGCCGCUUUGACAGUGUCGUCACUGGGCCCAGUGGAGCCUGCUUGCCUGCGUUCUGCGAUGACCAGUCCCCUGAUGCCUACUCUGCUUAUGUCUUGUCAAGCCUGGCUGGAGAGGAACUAGAAGCAGUGUCAUCUUCUCCUAAGUUCAACCCGAAUGCUAUUGGUGUCCCCCAGCCUUACCUCAACAAGCUUAAGUACCGGCGGACAGACCACGAGGACCCGCAGGUUAAAAAGACAGCUUUCCAGAUUAGCAUGGCCAAGCCAAGACCCAACUCGGCUGAAGAGAGCAAUGGGCCCAUCUAUGCCUUCGAAAACCUGCGGGCAUGCGAGGAGGCGCCACCUAGUGCGCCCCACUUCCGGUUCUACCAGAUCGAGGGAGAUCGAUAUGACUAUAACACAGUCCCCUUCAACGAGGAUGAUCCCAUGAGCUGGACCGAAGACUACCUUACAUGGUGGCCCAAACCAAUGGAAUUCAGGGCCUGCUACAUCAAGGUGAAAAUCGUGGGGCCGCUGGAGGUGAAUGUGCGGUCUCGCAAUAUGGGGGGCACACACCGGCAGACAGUGGGGAAGCUGUACGGGAUCCGCGAUGUGAAGAGCACACGGGACAGGGAUCAGCCCAACAUCUCAUCUGCCUGCCUGGAGUUCAAGUGCAGCGGGAUGCUCUAUGACCAGGACCGGGUGGACCGCACCCUGGUGAAGGUUAUUCCCCAGGGCAGCUGCCAACGAGCCAGUGUGAACCCUAUGCUGCACGAGUACCUGGUCAACCACCUGCCACUGGCAGUCAACAAUGACACCAGUGAGUACACCAUGCUGGCGCCCCUCGACCCAUUAGGCCACAACUACGGCAUCUAUACCGUCACUGACCAGGACCCGCACACAGCCAAAGAGAUCGCGCUUGGCCGGUGCUUUGAUGGAACCUCCGACGGCUCCUCCCGUGUCAUGAAAAGCAACGUGGGCGUGGCCCUCACCUUCAACUGCAUCGAGAGGCAGGUGGGCCGCCAGAGUGCAUUCCAGUACCUCCAAAGCACCCAGGCUCGGCCACCUGCCCCAGGCACGACCCGAGGAAGACUGGCGACCAGGAGGCAGCAGCGGGCAAGUCGGGCUGGCCAGCGUAGGCGAGGAGGGAUGUCUUCUCUGAGGCUUUCCAGGGUUGCCCAACAGCCGCUGAGCAACUGAGUUUUCUGGUGGUCUGUCCUGUGACAGCCAUUGUGAGACUGACCGCUGUCACCUGGUUAACUUAAGCACAUCUGU